UUUCUGUGCACAUUGUAUUUUGGGCUAAUUUGGUCUCAGUUUGACCUGAGAAAAACCUCAGUUUUACGCAUCAGUCGCUGUAUUGUAAUAGCAAACUUUGCUCUUUGAUUUGUUUAAUUUGUGUCUGGCAAUAACCAAACAUCCUCUUUUUUUAAUUAACAUUGUAUUUGCAAGGAUCAGUCAGUUCUUGGAGUCUUUUUUUUGUGUGUGAUCAUACGAAUCAAAUCCACCUGAUUUUUUGAAGGGAUUUUACAGGUAUCCAGCCACAUCUUCUCAAAAGCAUGAAACAAACCGAGAUGAGCCGUUUGUCUCGUGAAGACGACAACAGCAGCACCAACAGCAACGACUACAACUACCCAGAUUGUCCGAGGAAGGUCCCACUGAAUGAGCAAUAUGCAGACAUGGAUCCGGAGAGUGAAAACUUCCUCCCGGACAAAAACCCAGGGAAGAAGAAGUAUGAGACAGAAUAUCACCAAGGCAAUGCCUCCUUUGGCAUGUCUGUCUUCAAUCUGGGCAACGCCAUCAUGGGUAGUGGAAUCUUAGGGCUGUCCUACGCCAUGGCCAACACUGGCAUUGCACUAUUUGUGAUCCUCCUUGUGGCCGUCGCCAUCUUCUCCUUAUAUUCUGUGCAUUUGCUGCUGAAGACAGCCAAUGAAGGAGGUGCGCUGGUGUACGAGCAGCUGGGCUACAAAGCCUUCGGGAUGCCCGGAAAACUGGCCGCUUCCUGCUCCAUCACCAUGCAGAACAUCGGAGCCAUGUCAAGCUACCUCUUCAUCGUCAAGUACGAGCUCCCCAUUGUCAUUCAGGCUUUUACAGGAAGUAAUGGUGAAUGGUACACAAACGGAGACUACCUGGUGCUACUUGUGUCACUCUUCAUUAUUUUGCCCCUAUCACUGCUUCGGAACUUAGGUUACCUUGGAUACACCAGCGGCCUGUCACUCCUCUGCAUGGUGUUCUUCCUCAUUGUGGUGAUCAUCAAAAAAUUCCAGCUCCCGUGCCCGCUUCCUUUCAAUGUCCACGCCAAGAACGAGACAUUCAGUAACGGCCACAACGCCACCAUAUCGCCCAACAAUGCAACCGCCGUGGACUACAGUGAUGCCUGCACGCCCAAAUACUUUGUAUUCAACUCUGAGACUGUCUACGCUGUUCCCAUCCUGACCUUCGCCUUUGUGUGCCACCCAGCAAUCCUGCCCAUGUACGAGGAGCUCAAAGACCGUUCCCAGAGAAGGAUGCAAGGAGUUGCCAACGUGUCCUUCCUGGCCAUGUUCGUCAUGUACCUCCUGGCGGCACUCUUCGGAUAUCUGACCUUCAACGUGCACGUAGAGUCCGAGCUGUUGCACACUUACUCCAAGGUCUACGAGUUCGACGUGAUCCUGCUCAUCGUCCGCCUAGCUGUGCUCACCGCUGUCACCCUGACCGUGCCCGUGGUGCUCUUCCCUAUCCGUACCUCCAUCAACCAGUUCCUGUGCGCCUCCAAGUUCAGUUGGAUCCGCCACACCAUCAUCACGGUGCUCCUGCUAACCAGCACCAACAUCCUGGUCAUCUUCGUCCCGACGAUUAGAGACAUCUUUGGCUUUAUCGGUGCAUCUGCUGCCGCAAUGCUCAUCUUCAUCUUGCCCUCGGCUUUCUACAUCAAACUGGUCAAGAAGGAGUCGAUGAAAUCUGUGCAAAAGAUCGGGGCCACUGCCUUCCUGUUGUGCGGCUUCGUGGUCAUGAUCGGCAGCAUGAGCCUCAUCAUCCUCGACUGGGUCCACAAUGCCACCAAGGAACACCCAGGCGGACACUAAGGGUCGGGCGCUGGAUUGAGGUCACCAAACUAAUGAAGAUCAAAUUUUAAAACGAAGACACAAGACUUGAUGCUUUGCUUUGCCUGAGAGACAGACUAUGCCAUUCCGAGAGAAUGUACACCCGAACUUGUACAGUUUGCUGUUCUGUCUACACCACAAGUAUGGUGAUUAUUUUUUCCCUGCUUUUUAAAAAAAUUUUUUUAGGGGCCUUCAUAUAACUUCUUUGUCUUUACCCUUAAUGUUAUUGUUUUCAUAGUUAUGGUACAGCUGAAAAACUGAAGGUGCCUCAAAGCAACAAUACGAAACAGGUCAAGGUCGUCUGGAGAGUUGGGGGGGGGGGGGGGGGGGG
Messenger RNA from Phyllopteryx taeniolatus (common seadragon), 2136 nucleotides. It is a transcript of the gene slc38a2, whose product is annotated as solute carrier family 38 member 2. The record is from RefSeq and is a predicted model, not a curated record. The transcript has 16 exons. Gene Ontology annotation, molecular function: L-glutamine transmembrane transporter activity. Gene Ontology annotation, biological process: L-glutamine transport; amino acid transmembrane transport. Bases 282 to 1787 code for a protein of 501 amino acids. NCBI's taxonomy places the organism in Eukaryota, Metazoa, Chordata, Actinopteri, Syngnathiformes, Syngnathidae.